UCGGUGUCUCUUCUGUUCCAGGUGCUCACUGCCCGGUGCCAUGCGCUCCAGGUAGGACAUGCCCGUCGCGGAGGCAGGCGCGUCUCUGCAGCCCGCAAGCAGGAGGCUCCUCUGAACAUGGAGAGAUAAGACCUUGACCCGCAGGCCUGCCGGACCGAGAGCCCUGCCGCUCAGGCUGGGUGAGCCUGUGUCCCUGCGAUGGAUCGCAGCCGGGAGGCCGAGAUGGAGCUGCGCAGAGGCCCCGAGGUGGCCGGGGACAAGGCCCUGAGCCACAGCUGCUGCAUCUGCGGCAAGAGCUUCCCCUUCCAGAGCUCCCUGUCGCAGCACAUGCGCAAGCACACGGGCGAGAAGCCCUACAAGUGCCCCUACUGCGACCACAGGGCUUCCCAGAAGGGCAACCUCAAGAUCCACAUCCGCAGCCACCGCACAGGGACUCUGAUCCAGGGGCACGAGCCCGAGGCCGGCGAGACGCGCGUGUCCGAGGGCCUGGACGGCUGCACCAGCCCCACGAAGAGCACUUCGGCCUGCAACAGGAUCCUGAACGGUGCCACCCAGCUGGACAGCCCCAAGAUCCUGCUGCGGAGCAGCAGGAAGGAGGCGGAGGGCGCCGCGGAGGACGGCAGGGCGCCGGCUCAGUGCUCCUUUUGCAAGAGCAAGUUCGAGCGGAAGAAGGAGCUGGAGAGGCACGUGCACCGCGCGCACAAGCCCUUUAAGUGCCGGCUGUGCAGCUACGUGACGCUGCGCGAGGAGUCUCUGUUGAGCCACAUCGAGAAGGACCACAUCACUGCGCAGGGGCCCAGCGGCGAGGCGUACGUGGAGAACGGCAAGCCCGAGCUGCCGCCCGGCGAGUUCCCGUGCGAGGUGUGCGGCCAGGCCUUCAGCCAGACGUGGUUCCUGAAGGCGCACAUGAAGAAGCACAGGGGCUCCUUCGACCACGGCUGCCACAUCUGCGGCCGGAGAUUCAAAGAGCCGUGGUUCCUGAAAAACCACAUGAAGGCGCACGGCCCCAAGGCGGGGAGCAAGAACAGGCCCAAGAGCGAGCUGGACCCCAUCGCCACCAUCAACAACGUGGUGCAGGAGGAGGCCAUCGUGGCCGGCCUGGCCCUCUAUGAAGUCUGCACCAAGUGCGGGAGCCUGUUUACAAACCUGGACAGCUUGAACGCCCACAACACCGUCCACCGCAGGGUGGAGGCGGGCCGGACGCAGGCCCUGGCGGGGGAGGGCGAGCUCGGGCCUGUGGACUCCCAGCAGCUCUUCCUCCAGUGCCUGAGCCUGUGCCCCGCUGGGACAGGUGCGCCCCUCCACAGACAGACAGGGCAGCGUGUGGCCGAGCUGGACCCGGUCAACAGUUACCAGGCCUGGCAGCUGGCCACCAGGGGCAAGGUGGCUGAGCCGGCCGAGUACCUCAAGUACGGGGCGUGGGACGAGGCGCUGGCCGGGGACGUGGCCUUCGACAAGGAGCGCCGCGAGUACAUCCUGGUCAGCCAGGAGAAGCGCAAGCGAGAGCUGGAGCCUGGUGCGCAGGGCCCCCCACGCAAGAGAGCGGGCGCACCCGGGGACCCCAUGCCUGGGACCCUGGACCCUCGGCCUGCGGCACGCCCCAGCCGCCGCGCAACCACCCCUGCCGGCCAAGGCAAGUCCUCCGAGUGCUUUGAGUGCGGCAAGAUCUUCCGCACCUACCACCAGAUGGUGCUGCACUCCCGGGUGCACCGCCGCGCGCGCCGGGACCAGGACGGCGCCGGGGACCGCGCGCCCCGCGCCCGCUGCGGCUCGCUCAGCGAGGGUGACUCGGCCUCACAGCCCAGCAGCCCCGGUUCGGGCUGCGCAGCAGCCGACUCUCCAGGCUCGGGCCUGGCCGAGGAGGGUGCUGAUGAAAGCGGAGAGGAGGGCACAGCCGACCCUGUACCAGGGGCAAAGCCACACGGCUGCUGCUUUUCCGGAGACGUGGCUGCGACUGUGCUCCCCAAUGGAGACCAGAGCCACAGCCUCGGAGAUAACCCGGCGGAGCCAGACACCGGCGGGCCCCGCGCGGACACGGCAGCCUCGGGGUCCGCACGCGAGCGCCACAGCAGAGACCCUUCCCGGGCACCGGAGCCGCCUCGGUUCUCUGUGGACUUGAAGAUGCCCGCCUGUCACCCCAAGCGGGAGGUCCCCGGCUCCAGGGACACGGCAGACUUCCCUUUGAACGCGGAUCAGACUUUUCUGGAAGGAGCACCCCUGCGGCUCUCCUCCGAGAGCCCGGCCAGCCACCCCAAAGAGGAGCCCUGCGAUUUGCACAACAAGGAGCAUUCCGUGGGGAGCAAAAGGGUGCCGGGCCCUGACCUGACCCCGCUGGACCUCAGUGAGAGGUCGACCCGGGACGACGCCCGCCACAAGGAACUGGCGUCCUCGCUGCGGGCGGCGCUGGCCGUGCACCCCUGCCCCUACUGCAGCCACAAGACCUACUACCCCGAGGUCCUCUGGGUGCACAAGCGCCUCUGGCACCGGGUGAGCUGCAGCGCCAUGGCCCCCCGCUGGACGCAGCCCGAAGGCUGCAGGAGCAUCAGGAACAACUUGGUUUUCCUUGUCCGGAGCGGACGCACGGGCCCCCCCCCCGCCCUCGGGGGCAAUGAGUGCCAGCCUCUGCCCAUCGCCAGGUUCACACGCACCCAGGUUCCGGGGGGGGCGCCGGGGCCCAAGGGCAGCUCCUUGCCCCUGGGUGGGCCGACGAAGGCCGCCGGUGUGUCGAAGAGCAGGGAGGGCCAUCCCGGGGGCCCCUGCUCGCUCUGGGCGGCCGGCUCCGAGGGGCCUCGGCAGACCAAACCCGCCCACAGCCCCGAGCCGCACGGAGCCCUGGCCCAGCCGCCCCAGCCAAGGCCCAAGCUGGAGGCUGGCCCCAGACCGGGGCCUGUGGCAGGUGGUGGUUUCAGCAGAAGUGCCACCCCCACAACCACCGUCAUUGCCCGUGUGGGCUCCCAGCCCCCCGCCACCAGCAGGCUGGGGGACAAAUAUGUCAGCCCCCCGGCGGGGGCCGGCCUGGGUCCCCCAAAUAAGCACAGUGCCCCGGACCCACUGAAAGCCAAAUCGAGCCCUCAGCCUCAGGGUCAGCUGCACGUGAAAGGCGAUGGGGGCCCCCCUCUACCUCCCCGAGAGCCCCCCUCCAAGGCCAGCCAGGGCUCCAGAGGGAACACGGCCCCGCAGGCCCAGCCCGUCCCGCAGGCCGUCAAGCCGGAGCCGGUGUCCGAGGGCCACGAGAAGCACCUGGACGUCCUCAGCAUCUUUAAGACCUACAUUCCGAAGGACCUGGCCACCCUCUACCAGAGCUGGGGCGCCAGCAGCCCUGCCCUGGAGCACAGAGGGACGCUCCGGACGCAGGCCCGCCAAGGAGACUUCGUCUGCGUGGAGUGUGGGAAGUGCUUCCACCAGCCCGGCCAGCUGCGGGCACACAUGCGGGCCCACUCAGUGGUGUUUGAGUCCAACGGCCUCCGAGGUGCUGACGUCCACGCCGCCUCCGCGGACGCCCCCAAACAAGGACGAGACCGUUCUAACCCCGAUACCGUCCAGACAGUGCCUCUCCGAAAGGGAACCUAGAGACACGUUUGCAGCGAAGCCCGGUGCCCUGUGACAGCCAUCCGCGGUCCCCAGAGACUCCCGUCCGAGACCCGACCACCCGUGUGAGGACACGGAGCCCUGCCCGCCCGACACCUCCGUCCUGGACCUGCUCUGGCUCCGAAGCCGCCGGGCGAGGCCUCUCCGCUCAGACGUUUAGAAGUCGAGGGAGCGGCCCAGCUCUGGACCCCACGCAGAUGCCCGUCCGCGCCCCUGUGCUCGCGGACUGCAGUCUCGCCGGGGGGCCCCGUCCCUGCUGCUCAAGACGAGUUGGAGACACUGGAGAAGAGCUUCUCGUGUGCGCGGGACCCAGCGCAGCCGCGUGCGCAGGACUGGCGGCGGCGGUGGGAUGUCGGAGGUGGGGCUGAGCUUGACAGUGUUACUACUGCGGCCUCUCCUGUCUUAGUGGGUAUUUAAGUUGUGAAGGAGACGGGAAGGAGGUGGCAUGCGGUGCUGUGGGAACCAGGCGUGGGGGGGACGGGGGCGGAGGGCCACAGCUGGGUCGCCGCCCCUGGGGAGCCCUUGGCAUCCCCAUUUUCCCUUUCGUGGCCCCCACGCCUGUGCUCAGCGCAUGGGCGGCGGGACACAGCCAUGGGGAUGUUUCUGUUCUGUUUGGGGAACAAAGCUAGUUGAACACUAAGAAAAGCAGGCUUCUUUGUUUAUUCUCAGGACCUUUCGUAACAGGGCUACGUUCUGCAACCUGCUCACCAAGGAAGGGCUGCCCGUCCUGACGAGUAGUCUGGCCACCGUGCCCUCCCUGUCUGGACCCUUUCAGGCACGCAGGGGAGCCC
Molossus molossus (Pallas's mastiff bat) is the source of this 4379-nucleotide messenger RNA. It is a transcript of the gene ZNF516, whose product is annotated as zinc finger protein 516. Gene Ontology annotation, cellular component: nucleus. Gene Ontology annotation, molecular function: DNA-binding transcription factor activity, RNA polymerase II-specific; RNA polymerase II cis-regulatory region sequence-specific DNA binding. The record is from RefSeq and is a predicted model, not a curated record. Lineage: Eukaryota; Metazoa; Chordata; Mammalia; Chiroptera; Molossidae. Gene Ontology annotation, biological process: regulation of DNA-templated transcription.